CGAGAAAAUCGCCAGUUGUCAGCCAGCAGUCGUCUGGUAUUGCGUGCAUUUUGCAGUUUCGUUCGGUUCCUCUCCCUUCUCUCAGUGCUUUACCUCUCUCUCUUUCCAUCGUCCAACACAAAAGGUGUUCGUGGUGGACGUCAGAGGCUUUGGUGAAAGUGAAACCAGUAGGCGCCGUUAUUGGUCGAAACAGUUGAAGAGAUACAUAACCAGAGAGGUGGGGGGUCGAUAUUCGUCGACAUAACAGAAGCGGACACCUGAAGAGAGACCCGGUAUAAAUAUAAAGCCGGCCUACCUCCACUUCUUGGCUAGUGCUCGAAACCUCAGCAUGGCUAACAAAACCCUGUGGCUGUGCACCCUGCUCCUCCUAGGAACUGCGUACGCGCAAGACGAUGACUCCGUCGAAGGAGACCCGACCGCCGAGCAACUUUGCGACGGAAGACCCGCCGACGAGUACUUCAGGUUAUCCACAGAAGGCGAUUGCAGGGACGUAGUCAGGUGCGAUAAAAGUUCAGAGAACGGUGGUGUGACACGAUUAGCGUCGGUUCGUUGUCCAGCAGGUCUGGCGUUCGACAUCGAUCGUCAAACGUGCGAUUGGAAAACGAACGUGAAAAAUUGUGAUAGUAUAGAGAAACCCAGAAAGGUGCUCCCGAUUUUCAAGACCGACGAACCGGUCUGCCCCGAAGGAAAACUCUCCUGCGGUAACGGAGAAUGUUUGGACAAGGAUCUCUUCUGCAACGGAAAACCGGAUUGCAAGGACGAAUCCGACGAGAACUCUUGCACCGUCGAGACUGAUCCAAAUCGCGCUCCGGAUUGCGAUACCACGCAAUGCGUUUUGCCAGAUUGCUUCUGCUCGGCUGAUGGUACCAGGAUUCCCGGCAAUUUGGAGCCGGUUAAUGUUCCUCAGAUGAUCACGCUCUCCUUCAACGGAGCUGUUAACAUCGAUAACGUCGAUUUGUACGAUGAUAUCUUCAACGGAAACAGGGUUAACCCGAACGGUUGCCAGAUCAGGGGAACUUUCUUCGUCUCGCACAAGUACACCAACUAUUCGGCCGUUCAGGAUUUGCACAGACGCGGACACGAAAUUUCCGUUUUCUCUCUGACUCAUAAGGAUGAUCCGAACUACUGGUCGCAAGGAUCUUACGAUGAUUGGUUGGCUGAGAUGGCCGGAGGCCGUUUGAUCGCUGAGAGAUUCGCCAACAUCACCGACGGUUCCAUCAUCGGUGUCCGCGCUCCUUACCUGCGCGUCGGAGGAAACAAGCAGUUCGAGAUGAUGAGCGAUCAGUUCUUCGUGUACGAUGCUUCCAUCACCGCGUCUUUGGGUCGCGUGCCGAUCUGGCCUUACACUCUGUACUUCAGGAUGCCGCACAAGUGCAACGGUAACGCUCACAACUGCCCCAGCCGUAGCCAUCCCGUCUGGGAGAUGGUGAUGAACGAAUUGGACAGGAGAGACGAUCCAACCUUCGACGAAUCUCUGCCCGGUUGUCACAUGGUCGACUCUUGCUCGAACAUCCAGAGCGGCGAACAGUUCGGACGUCUCCUCCGUCACAACUUCAACCGUCACUUCAACAGCAACCGCGCUCCGCUCGGCCUCAACUUCCACGCUUCCUGGUUGAAGAGCAAGAAGGAGUACAGGGAGGAACUGAUCAAGUUCAUCGAGGAGAUGUUGGCUCGUAACGACGUCUACUUCGUGACCAACCUGCAGGUCAUCCAAUGGAUGCAGAACCCCACCGAACUGAACGGUCUGCGCGACUUCCAAGAAUGGAAGGAAAAAUGCGACGUCAAGGGACAACCCUACUGCUCCCUUCCGAACGCCUGCGCCCUCCAAACCCGCGAACUUCCUGGUGAGACCCUCCGUCUCUUCACCUGCAUGGAAUGCCCGAACAACUACCCGUGGAUCCUCGACCCCACCGGUGACGGCUUCUCCGUCAGGAAGUAAUUUUAGAAUCUAAAUCCUUAGUUUUAUUUUCUAUUAAUUCCUCCUACCCUCCCAAUCCCAAAACCUUUUAUUUUGUUUGUUUAAUUAAUUGAAUUAAGAAGAGACAUCGAGCGACCGACAUCUACAUCGCCGAAUCCUUAAA
Molecule: messenger RNA, 2081 nt
Organism: Nicrophorus vespilloides
Lineage: Eukaryota; Metazoa; Arthropoda; Insecta; Coleoptera; Silphidae
Gene: verm
Exons: 5
Coding region: 329-1939 (536 amino acids)
Biological process (GO): carbohydrate metabolic process
Cellular component (GO): extracellular region
Molecular function (GO): protein binding; chitin binding
Source: RefSeq, a predicted model, not a curated record